UUCAAUGGCAUCUCAGAUAAACAAGACAAUGUUGUGGAUGCUGCUUGUUUUCUUGCUGGUAUCAAACAUGCAACAACGUUGUUUUGCAGCAAAAGGAAAGCAUCAAAAAGUACCUUGUUUCUUCAUUUUCGGGGACUCUUUGUCGGAUGAUGGGAACAACAACAAUCUUGUGACUUUGGCAAAAGCCAAUUAUACUCCCUAUGGGAUUGAUUUCCCCAAGGGGCCUACGGGAAGGUUUACCAACGGUCGUAAUAUCGUCGAUUUCAUUGCUGAAUCUCUGGAAUUCGUCAAUUUCAUUCCACCUUUUGCUACUGCCAGAGGCAGGGAAAUACUCAAAGGUGUCAAUUAUGCAUCUGGCGGUGCAGGAAUUCGCAACGAAACUGGACAAACCCAGGGUGAUCGGAUAAGCAUGGAUAGGCAGUUGAAAAAUCACCAGAUUACGGUGUCGAAGAUCAAGUUGGGAAAUCAUAACAAAUCAACUGCAGAGUACCUAAGCAAGUGCAUAUAUGUUGUUGCAAUUGGUAGCAAUGACUAUCUUAAUAACUACUUCUUGCCGCAGUACUACCCAACUAGCACCAUUUACACCCCACAGCAAUACGCUGUCGUUCUCAAUGACCAAUUAUCUCAGCAAUUAACGGUUAGCACGUUUUCUUUCAUACUUUUUGCAGCUCGUUUUAACUCUUAA
Molecule: messenger RNA, 685 nt
Organism: Corylus avellana
Lineage: Eukaryota; Viridiplantae; Streptophyta; Magnoliopsida; Fagales; Betulaceae
Source: RefSeq, a predicted model, not a curated record